GUACGAGCUGCCGCCUCUGGGUUCGGGUUCUUCAUGCCAGCCCUGGUCACACAGGGGGAUCCUAGGAGUUUCCUUCCCAGCCAGACCUGCCCCAGGACAUCCCGGUGCGUGCCCAAGUGCCUGGGGCGAGUGCCCAGCCCAGGACUCGGCCUCUCUGCUCAGCAGCCUCUGCCCGCACUGCCAGGAUGCAGCGGGGACUCCAUGCCACCCUCGUCCUUGUGCUGGUGCUGGCCCAGCCCCCAGGCACGAGUCCUGGGACAAUGUCUUGCUCCCCUGUGCGGCUAAAUGGGAUCCUUGGCGAGUCGGUCGUCCUUCCUCACAACGCUGCACCUGGAUUCAAACGCAUCACAUGGUUCCCCCCCAAUCGUCUCCACGAUGCAUCAGGCACAGCGGUGCCCUUGGCAGUCAUCAUGCCGCGGAGGCCUGGAGAGCUGCCCCACAUCUCCGUGCCAGACCAGAGGUACAGAGGUAAAGUGAGACUCUUUGACCAGAACUACUCGCUGGAAGUCAGCGCCCUGACGAUGCAAGAUGCGGGCAAAUACGGGCUGACAGAAAACAGAGUGGGAAUUGAUAUAUACGAUUGUUCCUACUUGCUGAAUCUGUACGCGCGUCUGCCAGAGCCGGAGAUCAGCACCCGCCUGACCAGGGAGGUGGACGGCACCUGCAAUGUGACAUUCACCUGCCACGCUGGGGAGCCCGACCCGCACACCACGUAUACCUGGGCCCACCCAGGAGGAGGCGCCGUGGUCACCCCCGGGAAAUCCCUGUUCAUGCAGCACCAGCCUGGAGAUGAGGACUCACCUGUCACCUGCACGGCCACAAACCCCGUCAGCAACAGCUCGGCCACAGCCUCCCCAAAGGCAGCUUGUGAAGGCGCCACCCUGGCCCCUUCACUGUCCUAUUGCCGUGCCAAGGGGCUCAUCCUGCUGGGGGUGCUGGCAGUCCUGGUCCCCGGGAUCCUGGCCGUGCACAUGCUCACCAGGAGGAAGCCGAGACAUGCUCACCACGAGGAGUCCACCUCAGGAAGGGGGCCAAGAUGAGGGCAGGGGGUUUGCUGGGGGCGCGGGACACACCUCUCUCAAGUCGGUGCUUUUCUCAGCUCCCAAGCGGGGU
Molecule: messenger RNA, 1113 nt
Organism: Alligator sinensis (Chinese alligator)
Lineage: Eukaryota; Metazoa; Chordata; Crocodylia; Alligatoridae
Product: SLAM family member 5-like
Exons: 4
Coding region: 186-1040 (284 amino acids)
Biological process (GO): T cell activation
Cellular component (GO): external side of plasma membrane
Source: RefSeq, a predicted model, not a curated record